Messenger RNA from Pseudomassariella vexata, 650 nucleotides. RefSeq lists its product as uncharacterized. The record is from RefSeq and is a predicted model, not a curated record. NCBI's taxonomy places the organism in Eukaryota, Fungi, Ascomycota, Sordariomycetes, Amphisphaeriales, Pseudomassariaceae. The coding region runs from base 11 to 262 and encodes 83 amino acids. The transcript is spliced from 3 exons.
AUGGAUCAAGAUGUCGUCACAAAAUGAUAGCAACGGGGAUCCCUGGGACAAAGAGACAAAGCGCAAGUUCAACAAUAAAUCUAAGAGCGAGUACUUCGAUCCCUGCCAGGAAGCCGCCGCGAGAAGCAUUCGAUGCUUGAAUCGAAACCAGGGCGACAGGAAGAUGUGUACCGACUACUUUGAAGCAUAUCGCGCAUGCAAGAAGGAUUGGAUCAAUAGACGCAAAGAGGAGGGAAAAAGGCAAGGCGGCGCUUGGUUCUAGGAUCCCCAUGGUAUCCUCGAAAUGUACAGAUAUGAGCGGCAGAGGCCAGACAGUAGACCGGAAGUAGCAAGGACUUCUAGAAUAUGCUACUUGGAACUGGACGCGAAAGCAAGGGUUACUGAGGUUAUUUUCCAUCAUAAUUGCCGGGGAAACUGUGGCGAGGAUGUGUGUAAUGCAGUCUGUCACUUGUUUCAGUAUCGGCACAGAGUCAUAUUGACAACUUGAUAGACUGUUGCGACAUCUCAGUAACGAGAGGCAUGCCGAUCCAGUAGUGGUGAUCUAUGCAUUAGUUGUUGUAAGGAAUCACAGUGUAGACCAUAUUAUCAUGACGAGUUUCUCGAGAGUUGCGACUACUAGUUUACCCAAUGGCAUUGAGCUGGCUGUCAAG